Malassezia vespertilionis is the source of this 1926-nucleotide messenger RNA. It is a transcript of the gene FBP26, whose product is annotated as Fructose-2,6-bisphosphatase. The transcript has a single exon. The record is from RefSeq and is a predicted model, not a curated record. Gene Ontology annotation, biological process: fructose metabolic process; fructose 2,6-bisphosphate metabolic process. NCBI's taxonomy places the organism in Eukaryota, Fungi, Basidiomycota, Malasseziomycetes, Malasseziales, Malasseziaceae. Gene Ontology annotation, molecular function: 6-phosphofructo-2-kinase activity; fructose-2,6-bisphosphate 2-phosphatase activity; ATP binding. Gene Ontology annotation, cellular component: cytosol. The coding region runs from base 1 to 1926 and encodes 641 amino acids.
AUGGCGGAGGAGCAUCUUCACAAGCAUGUCCUAGAGACUGUUUUGCAAAUGCAGCGCGACAAUAGCAUGCAUGGCGACGAGUCGUUCGAGCUGUCGCGGCCGAUUCCAGCGCCCGGCGCUCUGGAGCGCCAGCAAUUUGAAGAAAAUAUGGCCUCGUCCGAGCUCGGGGGCAAUCCGUCCGACGGCCUGAUUGCGCUCUUGCGCGACCAUCCCGACCUGGUUUCGUCCGAGCUGGCGAGAGAUGCUGGUGAGGUGCUCCAACCGGCAACGAAAACGCGAUCGACUUCGCACCCCGGCCAUAGCUAUACAUCUACGCCACACGAAACGGGCUAUGUGUCGAGCACGCUUUUCCCCGGGCCCCCCUGCGUAUCGCCCUCCCCGCCCGACGAUUCCCUGACAGGCACGCAGCCGUUUGCGUUUCCGGAGAAAAUCAUGUACAACCACGCGCGCGGCGCAUCCAACCACAUACGCGGCCCUUCCAUCUCGCGGCGCGACUCGCCGAAUCUGGCGCCCAACCUAGGCCAGAAAAUCAAGCCGGGUUCGAGCGGCGAGCGCAUCGUGGUUGCCAUGGUUGGACUGCCUGCACGCGGCAAAAGCUACCUGAGCAACAAGCUGAUGCGGUACCUCAGGUGGCGCGAGUACAAGGUCAAGGUCUUUAAUGUAGGCCAGCUUCGUCGUGUGACGGCGCAGCACAAAGAAGAGGUGACGGGUGUGCAUAUACACACCACGGCCACCUUCUUUGACCCCCAUAAUGCGGAGGGCGUGCUUAAAAGAGAAGAGCUUGCGAACGAAUGCCUCGAGCAGCUCAUUGCCUGGCUCAAUCGCGGCGGCAAUGUCGGCGUGCAUGAUGCGACCAACACCACAAAGCAGCGGCGGAAGCAUAUUGCGGAUCGUGUGGCCCAGGAGUCGGGCAUUCGGCUCAUUUUUCUCGAGUCGAUCUGCACGGACCCCGAUGUGAUUGCGAACAAUAUUGCGGUCAAGGCCCGGAGCAACGAUCCCGACUACAACGACCGCAGUGUUGAGGAAGCGAAGCAAGACUUUAUGGACCGCAUCAAGAAUUACGAGGCGGUGUAUGAGCCGCUCGACGAGGACGGGACGGAACGCAACUACCAUUAUUGUAAGAUUGUCGAUGUGGGGCGCUCGGCGACGAUGAAUUUGAUGGGCGGGUACCUCGAGUCGCAGAUUGCAUUCUACCUGAUGAACUUGCACAUCACUCCGCGCAACAUCUUUUUUUCUCGCCACGGCGAGUCGCAGUUCAAUGUCGAGGGCAAGAUUGGAGGUGACUCGGACCUCUCGGAGCGCGGUCAAAUGUAUGCGCAGGCACUUCCGAAACUAAUCCACGACCAUCUCGGGGAAGCUCCGCUCACAGUCUGGCACAGUUCUUUGCGGCGCACUGGCCAGACGGCGCGCUUCUUGCAGUACCCAAAGCUCGUGUGGAAUUCAUUGGACGAACUGGACGCUGGCGUGUGCGACAGCAUGACGUACGAGGAGAUAGAAAAGUACUACCCCGAGGACUCUGCGAACCGCGACGAAGACAAGUUCAACUAUCGUUACCGCGGGGGAGAAAGCUACCGGGAUGUGCUUGUACGGCUGGAGCCGGUUAUUAUGGAGCUCGAGCGCCAAACGAAUAUUUUAAUUAUUAGCCACCAGGCAAUCAUCCGCUCUUUGUAUGCCUACUUUAUGGGUUUGGACCAGGACGAGCUGCCGUAUGUCAACAUCCCGCUGCAUACGGUGAUUAAGCUGACGCCAAAAGCGUACGGAUGCGACGAAGAGCAUUUCCAACUGCCGAUUGAGGCUGUCAAUACACACAGGGCACGGCCUGCAAGUGCACGGCGUGUGGAAGAGGAUGAUGUGUUGGACGGGUGUGGCUCGGCUGCGACGACCUUACCGCCCACGCAAACUCCCAAUGUAGACGCACGCAAAUAG